CUUCUCAUUCUCAAAAUGAUCGAUCAUCUACUUCUUCUUCAAAAAUCAUCGGAAAUCCAAAAAUGGGUGCCACUUCCUCUGUCUAUGACAAUUCAUCAGUUCAUGAUUUCACAGUAAAGGAUAGCAGUGGAAAGGACGUGGAUCUUAGCAUCUACGAUGGGAAAGUUCUGCUUAUCGUCAAUGUUGCUUCAAAAUGCGCAUUAACCAAUUCGAAUUACACCCAACUUACCGAGCUUUACAGGAAAUACAAGGAUAAAGGUUUUGUGAUAUUGGCAUUCCCUUGCAAUCAGUUCUUGAAGCAAGAACCAGGGCCGAUAGAAGCGACAGUCCAGUUUGUCUGUGAGAGGUUCAGUGCUGAAUACCCAAUUUUUGGAAAAGUAAAAGUGAAUGGCACUGAAGCAGCACCAUUAUUCAAGUAUUUGAAAGCAAAUGGAGGUGGUGGAUAUAUGGGCACAACCAUCAAAUGGAACUUCACGAAGUUUCUAAUUAGUAAGAAAGGCAAAGUAAUACGUCGAGUUGGCCCAAGGACCGAACCAUCCAGCCUUGAGGAUGACAUCCAGAAAGCAUUAGAAGAGAACCCCAAUGAAAACUCAGUGUGAUAUGAGUUUUCACCCCGUUGUCAUCUUAGAAAUUAGACCAUGUGUCAUUCUUCUUUUAAAUUUGUCAUAUCAGCUUUUGUAAUUAUCUCUAUGGCAAUGCAAUAUCAACCCUCCUUCAAAAGGGAUCUCCACUACCGUAUCAACAAUUGUUUUAUAUUUUUAUUUGGCAAAUAUCUUUAAUCAUUUAAAAUUAGUAAUUAUUUAAUAAUAAAUUUAAUGCAUUUAUAUCUUUUUUAAAAUGUAAAUUGUCAUAGAAAAGUUUCUUAAAGAUUGUUAUACAACUAAUCACCUACCAAUGAAGUCCAGCCCAGUUGGGAAAGUAAGAGGUGUUGGGUUUAUAACCAUUGAGGGACAAGGUGGAGAGUUCGACUCCCGUUGGUGGCAACUCAUGGGGAAUUUUCCUUUGGAAUCCCAUUAAAAAGGGUGAGGGUUUGCCCUGUAAAGGAGCUCGAACCCGGGCUUCCGCUGUAAAAGGUGGAAGGGCUUCCGCUUGGUAUUUGCCGUUUCAAAAAAAAAAAAAAAAAA
Messenger RNA from Lactuca sativa (garden lettuce), 1124 nucleotides. Its product is annotated as putative glutathione peroxidase 5. Lineage: Eukaryota; Viridiplantae; Streptophyta; Magnoliopsida; Asterales; Asteraceae. Gene Ontology annotation, biological process: response to oxidative stress. Gene Ontology annotation, cellular component: cytosol. The record is from RefSeq and is a predicted model, not a curated record. Gene Ontology annotation, molecular function: peroxidase activity.